Messenger RNA from Macrosiphum euphorbiae (potato aphid), 420 nucleotides. Lineage: Eukaryota; Metazoa; Arthropoda; Insecta; Hemiptera; Aphididae. The record is from the annotation of a GenBank genome assembly.
AUGGGAUAUCAAAAAAAACUAUCAUUUGAACGAACGGUUCCGCAGAAACGACGUGACAAUUUGGUGAGUUCUGACUACACCGACGUCCAAUCAUUUAUACCGUCGUACGAUACGCGAUGUGAAAAGCCCAAUGUGUUUUACUUGAUGUCCAUGGAGUAUCAACGAAUUUGGGAACAGGAGAAAAACGAAUACUUUAAAUCCACUAUUAUCAUUGGCACGGUAGCGUUGAAACCCUGGUUAAGGGGCCAUGCUAGAAAACACCAACAUAAUAUCCCACGAUUAACAGUACCAUACUGUGUACAGGAAAAAAGAAAUACGAAGUACGACCAUAUUAAAGCUAAGUACCAUGAAAUAAAUCACUAUCGACUAGGUCCAUGCGUCGAUCGUAAACAACAGACUACGGUGCCAAAAUGCCUUUGA